AUUGUAAAUUUUAAGUCUCAGGCGUUUGCCAGCGGCACGCCAGAGAGUAUAGCCUGCGCGGAGGCCCAGAAACCAAAGAGCGAGCUCAUUCCGGGAUUGGAGAGAAGUGUGAGCAGAGGGAAGUAGAGGGAUCGGGGAGAGGAGGGGCAGGACCCACGCAUUCGGCCCUUUGCAUUCAGCUUCAUUCAACUAGGAACUUUUUCUGCAAAUCAAGGAAAGCUUCCCGGAGGAAGUGGUGCCUAAGCUGUGCUCUGAUUCACGUUUAGAAGCUGACCAGACAAAGAGAGAAUUUUGUAGCCACCUUGGCUAAUGGGAUGAGCCUCCAGCCGCCUCUUGAAGAAGUGUCCUGUGGCCAGGCGGAAAGCAGUGAGAAGCCCAACGCUGAGGACAUGACAUCCAAAGAUUACUACUUUGACUCCUACGCACACUUUGGCAUCCACGAGGAGAUGCUGAAGGACGAGGUGCGCACCCUCACUUACCGCAACUCCAUGUUUCAUAACCGGCACCUCUUCAAGGACAAGGUGGUGCUGGACGUCGGCUCGGGCACCGGCAUCCUCUGCAUGUUUGCUGCCAAGGCCGGGGCCCGCAAGGUCAUCGGGAUCGAGUGUUCCAGUAUCUCUGAUUAUGCGGUGAAGAUCGUCAAAGCCAACAAGUUAGACCACGUGGUGACCAUCAUCAAGGGGAAGGUGGAGGAGGUGGAGCUCCCAGUGGAGAAGGUGGACAUCAUCAUCAGCGAGUGGAUGGGCUACUGCCUCUUCUACGAGUCCAUGCUCAACACCGUGCUCUAUGCCCGGGACAAGUGGCUGGCGCCCGAUGGCCUCAUCUUCCCAGACCGGGCCACGCUGUAUGUGACGGCCAUCGAGGACCGGCAGUACAAAGACUACAAGAUCCACUGGUGGGAGAACGUGUAUGGCUUCGACAUGUCUUGCAUCAAAGAUGUGGCCAUUAAGGAGCCCCUAGUGGAUGUCGUGGACCCCAAACAGCUGGUCACCAACGCCUGCCUCAUAAAGGAGGUGGACAUCUAUACCGUCAAGGUGGAAGACCUGACCUUCACCUCCCCGUUCUGCCUGCAAGUGAAGCGGAAUGACUACGUGCACGCCCUGGUGGCCUACUUCAACAUCGAGUUCACACGCUGCCACAAGAGGACCGGCUUCUCCACCAGCCCCGAGUCCCCGUACACGCACUGGAAGCAGACGGUGUUCUACAUGGAGGACUACCUGACCGUGAAGACGGGCGAGGAGAUCUUCGGCACCAUCGGCAUGCGGCCCAACGCCAAGAACAACCGGGACCUGGACUUCACCAUCGACCUGGACUUCAAGGGCCAGCUGUGCGAGCUGUCCUGCUCCACCGACUACCGGAUGCGCUGAGGCCCGGCUCUCCCGCCCUGCACGAGCCCAGGGGCUGAGCGUUCCUAGGCGGUUUCGGGGCUCCCCCUUCCUCUCCCUCCCUCCCGCAGAAGGGGGUUUUAGGGGCCUGGGCUGGGGGGAUGGGGAGGGCACAUCGUGACUGUGUUUUUCAUAACUUAUGUUUUUAUAUGGUUGCAUUUACGCCAAUAAAUCCUCAGCUGGG
Molecule: messenger RNA, 1569 nt
Organism: Homo sapiens (human)
Lineage: Eukaryota; Metazoa; Chordata; Mammalia; Primates; Hominidae
Gene: PRMT1
Product: protein arginine methyltransferase 1
Exons: 11
Coding region: 315-1367 (350 amino acids)
Biological process (GO): animal gross anatomical part developmental process
Cellular component (GO): nucleoplasm; nucleus; cytosol
Molecular function (GO): protein-arginine omega-N asymmetric methyltransferase activity; protein-arginine omega-N monomethyltransferase activity; histone H4 methyltransferase activity
Source: RefSeq, a predicted model, not a curated record